Molecule: messenger RNA, 1118 nt
Organism: Truncatella angustata
Lineage: Eukaryota; Fungi; Ascomycota; Sordariomycetes; Amphisphaeriales; Sporocadaceae
Exons: 1
Coding region: 245-955 (236 amino acids)
Source: RefSeq, a predicted model, not a curated record
GACCUGAAGGAUGAGCACCAUGUCGCGGCGUGUACAGAUUAGUCUGCUGGGAAUAGCCCUCAAACCAGCGCAUGGUGUUGCCAGGACACCCGAAAGAGGGUCGGCGGAGUAUCUCGGUAUGCAUUUAGCAUGUCGACGAUGAUGGGAUGUUCUUGCGUUUUCUUUCUCUCCCUUCUUUUUUUUUUUUUUUUGCUGCGCCUCGCGCCAUUGUCGUUGCUCCAGCGUUCAACUUGGAGGGCCGCGCAUGCGCCGAGAAGCAUACCAAGUGGGCAGCGUGGUUCUGGUCGAGGUCAACGAAUGUGCGAUGCGAUCGUCCAACGAGCACUUACAGACCCGUGCUCCUUGUCUCUGUUCUCGGCGGUGCCAACUGCUCUAUGCCGCCACGUGUGUCACGGGAUGCAUUGACGGAUUCCUGUUACCCGCGCGUUCGUGGAGAAGGACGCCGAGAGACGGCAUGGCUCUUGUCGUGGUCCAACCUAGUCUAGGAGAUUGCGAUGCGAUUCGUCUGACCAUUACUUAUAGACACAUGCUCCUCGCUCCCCGUUCUCGGCAGCCCCCAAUUGCCCCCAUGAUACCACCAGGCCGAUCACCAAGUCUUGUGGACGACCAGCCGACCUGCCUACAGAAACGGUUUGCAGCGAUCCCAAAGUCCCCAAGAGCCACGAGGUCGACGUCGGUCCGAGGUGAACGGGAUCAAGCACGCAAAACAUUCGUGCAUGACACGUCUAGAACUUGGACGGGCAGAACGGUUGCGGUUCCUUCUAGCCGCUGCGCCGAGUGGUUUAUCUACUCAUCUGCGACAUGCGAAGGUCUGCGCUCUCACUGCGGCGGUGAAAUCGUGUCGGUGCAAUUGCCUAUGAUUCGGAAAGCACCCACCCUACCACCCAAAAUUGUUAGGGUACUUUUGCGAAAAGCACCCAUAGAAGCUUUGUAUACCGCACCCACCGACCGUUAGGGUGCUUUUGGAGAUCACAUACUAAUUUAGCACGGGUGCAUUCGGAAAAGCACCCGCCAAGGAUUUAGUAUAGCGCCCACGCCAAUUGUAUGGGUGCUUUUGGGUUGCCUGUACCCAACCAAGACUGCCUCGAAAAUGCUUCGGGAAGACAACCGCGAAGUGU